AUGGGUAACACUUCAUCGACAACCUCGGCCCUCACUCUCCAUGUCACACAAGAAACUGCAGCCCAAGGCAUCCCCCACAAUCUCUCAGCCUCGCUCACAAAACGCGCAUCGCUCACACUCCGCUGCAUCCUAACCGACCCAGCCUCUAAGCGCGCAUUCGCAGUCCACGUUCCUCCAACCGGGUCCAACGCCGUGAUCAUCUACGACGGUCCAGACGCAGCAUCCCCCGUCCUCGCAACCGCUGCAAAAAACGCCAAGUGGAAGCACGACUUCCGCGUCAAUCUUGCUGCACUGAUAGAAGGUCAAGACACGCGCGAGGAAUUACUACGAUGCACGACUGUGAGUAAACGAAAGGAAAGUUAUUGGUUCGCUAUGCAGCUCGGCAACAGCGUUGGACGAUUUGAAUGGCGCUCCACGCGUGCGCAGGGACAAGGCUGGGGAUGGAAAUUGGUCAAAGACGAUGAGGACAUUGUAGCUAUUUUUAAAUCCCAUAGGUCUUUGGGACGAGACAAGAUUGGUGAUUUGACAUUUACUGGGAGUGGCAUGAGUGGACGAUUCGGACGACAGUGGGAAGUGAUGGUGUUGACGACUUGGGCUUGCGUUUGGUUCAAACAUAUCUAA
Messenger RNA from Fusarium fujikuroi IMI 58289, 621 nucleotides. RefSeq lists its product as uncharacterized. The record is from RefSeq and is a predicted model, not a curated record. Lineage: Eukaryota; Fungi; Ascomycota; Sordariomycetes; Hypocreales; Nectriaceae. The transcript has a single exon. Bases 1 to 621 code for a protein of 206 amino acids.